Molecule: messenger RNA, 3465 nt
Organism: Styela clava
Lineage: Eukaryota; Metazoa; Chordata; Ascidiacea; Stolidobranchia; Styelidae
Product: plastin-2-like
Biological process (GO): actin filament network formation; actin filament bundle assembly
Cellular component (GO): actin filament; actin filament bundle; cytoplasm
Molecular function (GO): calcium ion binding; actin filament binding
Source: RefSeq, a predicted model, not a curated record
ACUUCAUUUAGUUCAUAAAUCAUUCUGUAAGCUUAGAUAUAUUCAAAUAAAAUAAAGAUCAUGGGUGAUAGCGCUUAUGUUUCAUCAUUGGAAUCUCAACUUCAAUCUGUUAAUAUAAGCAAAGAAGACAGAGAGAAAGUUAUUGAAAGCUUUCUUGCAGUUGAUGAGAACAAAAAUGGUUUCCUUGAUAUUGAUGAAGUAAAGGCUGCAUUUGAAGCUAUUGGGAAAGCCCCCGCGCAAUAUAAGAUUCGUGAUGCUAUUCGUAAAUUGGACACCAAUAAUGACAAUCGACUUAGUCCUGCUGAAUUUGCUCAAAUUUAUGGAGAAUUAUGCAGUGAUUCGGUUGCCGAAGGCUUUAAGGUUGCUGUAAAAGCUAAGAAGGAUAUUGUUACUAGAGGAGGACAUUCCACUGUUGAAGGAACACAACACAGUUAUGAUCCCAGAGAAAUGCAUGCUUUUGGGAAUUGGAUUAAUCAGAAUCUAAAAAAAGAUCCUGAUCUGAAAGAUAUUCUUCCAAUAGAUACCUCUGAUUUUGACAAAUUUUGCGCUGCAUUUUCUGAUGGUAUCAUUCUUUGUAAAAUGAUCAACUUGUCUCAGAAAGGCACGAUUGAUGAACGUGCAAUCAAUAAAGGGAAGAAACAAAAAGCGGUUCAAAUGCACAAAGAUCAGGAAAAUUUGAAUUUGGCUUUGAAUUCUGCUUCUGCAAUCGGUUGUAGCAUCGUCAAUAUUGGUGCAAGUGACAUCAAAGAUGGAAAAGCUCAUCUUAUCCUUGGUCUGCUGUGGCAAGUCAUCAGAAUUGGCCUUUUUGCUGCUUUUGAUCUUACAAGAAGCCCAGCACUGGCAGUUCUGUUGAAAGAAGGUGAAGAGCUGGAAGAUUUGAUGAAUUUGGCUCCUGAAUUGCUCUUGUUAAGAUGGAUGAAUUAUCAGUUGGAAAAAUCUUCCAAGUACAAGAAUUCACCAAAUGGUGGAAAAGAAAUCAAAAAUUUCAGCGGAGAUAUCAAAGACUCGUAUGCUUACCUCUGUCUGCUUGAACAAAUUCAACCUGGCCCAGAAGACGAAGAAUAUGCUGAUAAUGUGAUCGUUGCUAAUCUUAAUAACCAUCCUGGAUCUGACAAAGAAAGUAUGAUGAAACGUGCGAAAUACAUGUUGAACGAAGCAGAUAAGAUUGGAUGUAGGGCAUUCGUAACUGAGGGUGAUGUAGCAGAAGGAAUUUCGAGACUCAAUAUGGCUUUUGUCGCAAAUCUGUUCAAUACCUUCCCUGCUUUGGAAGAAACUGAGGAAAGAGAAUUAAUAGAGGAGACUAGAGAAGAGAAGACUUAUCGUAACUGGAUGAACAGUUUGGGUGUUUCACCCAGAGUUUACAGAUUGUACAACGAUUUGAAAGACGGAGUUGUGUUUGCUCAGCUGUUCGAAAAAGUCAAACCUGGCGUCGUUCCGUCUAAAUUCCGUUAUCCUCCAUUCCCAUCUCUUGGUGGAAAAAUGAAGAAAAUCGAGAAUUGUAACUGCAUCGUACAGGUUGGCAAAGACUUAAAAUACAGCUUGGUUGGAAUUGAUGGCAGUGACCUCAAUACAGGCGAAAGAACAGGAACGCUUUCUCUAACUUGGCAAAUUAUGAGAGGAUACACUUUAUCGAUUCUGGAAAGUUUAACUGAAAAAGGAGGUGUAGCUGGAGAUAAAGCAAUCAUUGAAUGGACCAAUCAAACAUUAGUAGAGAAAGGAAAAUCGUCUAGAAUUUCCUCUUUUAAGGAUUCAUCUAUAAGAACAUCGAUUGUUGUUCUCGAUCUCAUUGAUGCUAUUGCAGAAGGAUCUAUUGAUUACAGCAAUGUUUCACCUGGUGAUAAUGAGGAAGAGCAGCAGAGCAAUGCGAGAUACGCUAUUUCCAUGGGCCGAAAAAUUGGAGCUAAAAUUUACGCUUUGCCUGAUGAUUUGUGGGAAGUAAACCAGAAGAUGGUAAUGACAAUAUUUGCUUGCCUUAUGGUCCGAGCUUUGCAGCUGAAGAGUGAGGAGGGGGAUAAUUGAGGACUCGAAAUUUUAGACUUUCUUAUUGAAGUUUUGAAGAUGUGCAUUCCAACAAUUGUGUCAAUAAUUCUGUCCUUAUGCAAAUUUCAAGAAUGUAUCAUCAAGUCAUCAAACAUUACUUUAAUGUAGAGCAGCAGGUCCGGAAUUCAAAUUAUUUUCAGUAUGUUUGCUCACAUUUUUUUCAAUAAUGAUUAACAGUAACAUUUUCACAUAUUAUGACAAUUUUAUUAAAUACGUCAUUGCACAUUCAUUUGGUUUAUAUCUUUCACUUUCAUUUCAUGCACUUGGUAUUUUAGUAAAUCUGGCUCUUGCCUUCACACACACACUAUACUAUCAUAUUAAAAUUACACCAGAAUUUAGUCCUAUAACAGUAAUUAUCUGGCAUUUUUUGGCAUUAAAAUCUGUUGGUAAAACUUGGCACUUAUUCAAAUUGUACAUAAAGUAGUAUCAUUAUACCUUGGAUAUAUUUUAAUAUUAAACAAUGUUAUACCGUAUAUAAUGUACUCAGAGAAUUUUUCAAAGAUGAGGAUUUAACCCUGUUAUAACGUGUAUCUUAAUGAAGCAUUAUCUUUUUUUUUUGUAAAAAUCGUUUCUGGCCACCAGGUUUAUGUUGUAUCCAUGACUAAUCCAAGUCUCGAGUAUUACACAUCAUUUUCUGAUUGUCGCAUUCACUCAUUACAUUCCAAUCUCAGCACGGUAGGAUAGGCUUUUGUUACUGCUAAUGUUUUGCGUGACCAAAAAAAACAAUAUCAUACGGUUACUUUUUUCAAAUAUUUUUUUCAAAUAUUUUAUUCAAAUUUUUUAUUAGGAUUUUUUUAGUGCAAUGGUGAAAUUUGAAAUUAAAAUCACAUAUUAAACUUUUUUUGGCCACUGGAUUCUUUUAGAGCAAUGAUAAAUUUGAAAUUAAAAGCACGCAUUGAAAUUAUUUUGGCCACUCUUAUUUCUAUGUAGCGUACUAUGCUGUAACUAUCUGUCCAAAUAGCAAUUAAAACGUAUAUUGUGAAUUUAUGAAUAAUGGUUUGUGUGAUUCAGUAUUAGACAAUUAUGCUACUACACCGAAUUAUGCCUUUAUUACCGAUUCACAAUCCACAAUAUCAGCAAUAAGAAUGAUGCAUUUUUCAUAUUAUUCUGUUGCAUCAUUCCAAGUCGCUUGUAAGUUUGUUUUCACUAAAAAUGCAAUUUCGGUUGAGUUCAAUUAUUUUUGGUAAAUAAUUUUCGUUAAAUGUUUUGAUUCACGAAGUCUAAUUUUGUCACUUUCAAAUGAGUUUCUUGUUUAAAUCGGCAAAAAUUUUGUUAAAGUGCAUUUCCUAUGCAGUAAAGCUCGCUAUUUAGUUUUUCACCAAAUCUAAUGCUCGUUAAACCACAUUUUCAAAUUUUAAUACAAGGAGUGUGUGUGAUAUUGAUAUCAGCUAUUAUAUACUAUAACACUAAUCAUCCAGUUAUAAA